This is a messenger RNA of Gloeophyllum trabeum ATCC 11539, 1276 nucleotides long. RefSeq lists its product as uncharacterized. The transcript is spliced from 2 exons. The coding region runs from base 115 to 945 and encodes 276 amino acids. The record is from RefSeq and is a predicted model, not a curated record. Lineage: Eukaryota; Fungi; Basidiomycota; Agaricomycetes; Gloeophyllales; Gloeophyllaceae.
ACAGCUUCAGGACUGUCAUAUCUCUUUCUCGUUUUUAUAUAUCGACCAAGUCGAGCUGGCCUCUUGUCGACUCCCAUCUGUCCUGCGCCGCUCUUUACGUGGGACACCUGCCCUAUGUCUGCCGAUCUGCAGGCUUUGCCAAAUCCGUUCGCUACUCUGUUGAAUGGUAUAGAGAACAAUCCAAGAGCCAUCCGAGAUCUGUGCGACCAUCAUCGGGUCACACGCCAAGCAGCUUCAACAGCAGCUCUGCUGUCCUCAGACAACAUCGUUGUUGACCCCAUUCUCGUGAAUGUUGUUAAAGAGGGGGAGUCAUCCGACCCACGCAAUUCCCUGGUGGUAUGGACUCGGCCGUCGCAGGCCGUCAAACAACUCGUCCGAGAUGUCCAGAGAGCACUCCGUGCCAUUGAGCCCGCAAUAUGGCUCAUGCCCGAAGCCGAUCUGCAUAUGACGACUAUGGAAUGGUUCCACAGCGUAGACACUGAGACAGCUCACGGGAUAACCGACAAGAUACCCCUGGACGUUGUGCAAUCUAUUACCACCGGUCCCAAGACGCCCGUCCUACUCGAUACCCCCGUCUUAUCCUUCGACCAGCACGCCCUCGCGAUCACGUUCCUACCGUCUUUGCAAACCCACGAUGUAUACACGUAUCUUCACUACCGCCGUGACCUGGUUGACACAGCGGCGUCUGUGCACGAUCCCGACCUUGCCAUUAAGAUGCGGUAUGCAGCGCCUUCUGCGCACGUCACGAUCGCGAGGUUCAAGGAGCCGCUUGCCCGAAACAAUACCACGCGAAGUUGGGUAGAAGCACUAGAGAGGAUAGACAGAGACAUUGUACGCCCAAGGCAGGACUUGGUUUGGAAGAUCGAGGGCCCUGCGAUAAUGCGCGCUGGUACGGUGUGGUAUGGGGGAGGCUGGACGUUGAAGGGAAGCUUGAGGCAGAACUAGCGAUGUCGAUUGAUAUUUUAUUUAAGGCUUCACGCCAAGGUGGACACAUCCAGAGGAGAAGAAGUGAGUUGGAUCCGGUUGUUCAGACGACAUACAUUAUGAGAAGCAAUUUACAGAGUUGGCGAAGUAUGGAUGAUACUGGGAAGAACAAAUGCUUGAAUGACGACACUUCUAAAAUGUAUUCGUAUGGGCGGACUUCACACGGUGAAACAAACCUUGCCGUCCAAUCCAGGAUAAUCAUCUACAAUUCGUUCACCUAUGUCAUAUAGACUAUCCUCGGUAUACCACUCUUCAUAAUCGUCGAUGAGAAAGUUAACACUUUUCAAGGAUG